UGAGUCGGGAGAGUGCGCACAGAGAAUCCGCGCAGUACAGUACAUAGGAAAUGACUCAUAGGACUUGAACUGUUAGCGUGGGUGUGUGCGCUAUUAAAACAAGGCGCAGACUCCUCCGUGUGACUCACUCUGAUGCUCGCUUUUCCAUGCUGAAACCCCAGCACGGAUUGUUAAUCAGAUGAACUUUCGGGAAUUGUGUAGCGGACAUCGAGCAGCUUUUUCCCCGCAGACAUCAUGGCCUCAAACGCUCUGUGCGCACUGUGCGGACUUAUUAUAGCGGCUGUGACCAACUUCCAUGGUGUGAACGCACAAAAAAGUCUGUGUGGCAAUUCAGAGUUUUGGAAUUCCGAUUUGGAUGUUUGUGUACCGUGUGCAUCAUGCAAGCAAUACCCAAAAACCCCAUCAUGCAACACAUGUAAAUCUGUUGAUGAGACACCUGAUGUGUGGAAACUGGCUGCCAUCACCAGUUUCUCAGUGUUGGCUGUCGUGUUGGUCGGGGCUGCGUUAAUUAUUGGAGUCAUGGUUCAUCGACGCAAAUCGCACAAACGGCCUCUACGUGAACCCAUUGAGGAAACUGCGGGGCCACUUUAUCAAGCGUAACAUUACACCUCAUCUUCCUCUGGAAACAGAUGUGACGGCACCACAGAGCGACUGGUCCAGAGCUGGAUGGAGGAACCUCUGCACCACGAACUACAUACUCUGACAGCAGGGUAUCUCUCUUAACAUGAAUUGGACCAUUUUUAAUUUAUUACACUGUUCGGUGAAGAGAUGUGUACAGUUCUCAUGCUCGGCGUAGGUCCAGAGGACUUACUAAAAGCAACUCACACCUCGGAAUACUAGGAAUAGUAACAUUAUACUAGUGGUAUCAAUUUCAUCUUUGUGUGCCUUUAUAUUCCACUUAAUUGAGGUUUUAAUCCUGAAGACCUUUGUUGGUUUGCAGGUUUUCAUAUUUAGAUAAAACUGUAAUGAAAUGGAUGUUUUCCGAACCCGUACUGUGCUGUUUCUUUCUCCCCAGCAUGACUCUGAUGAAUGUAACACAGUUAGAGUUCGAUGGAGUUGAUCUGCUGGUGUCUUACCACAACAAACAGCCUCUUACAGAUGAAUCACAUGUGAGCUAGACGAUACUGUCGGGCACAUUAAGGCCAUAUGAAUGUAGCUACUUGUAGGUGAAAUGUAUCUAGCCUUUGUCCCUGCCAGUACCUCCAUGUAUCUGUUCUUUUAGGAGUCUGAUACAGCAAUUGUUAUGAGAUUAAGGGAGCAAUCUGUGUUUGUGCACUGUUACUGGGUCUCCUGAGACCAAAACAGACCCUUUAUUACAAGUAAUUUUACAAUACUGUGUCAUAAGUUUAAUUUUUUAGGAGAUUUUAGCUGAAUUUUCAAUAUCGCAGCCUCCGAAUUCAUGAGUUAUUGUCCCAGUGGUAAAUAACUCGGACAGGAUGUUUGAAACACUAGACGUAAAAUCCAAAACUGCUAACAUGUGGGAAUGUUUCAAGGAAAGUAUUGUAGUGAUGAAAACUGCACCUAGUUUUUUUUUUAGGUGGAGCUACAGAAUUUAUAAUACUUUUCAAACUCUGACCUGUCCAAUCAUUUCAGAUCUACAACAAUGAAAAAAAAAGAAGAUGGAUGUCUGUUUUUAAUUUUCUGGCCACUGAAAGCAGUGAGAAAACAAGUGGGCUGUUGUUUCCCACUUUUUUUUUUCUUCUUACUUCAAGCUUUUUUUUUUUUUAACCAAACUGUCGUGCAGUACACGGUUACAUCGAGUUCUUGAAAUAUUUUGUCUGACUGACAAUGUUACAGGUCAUAUUUUGGAUCUGUCUGCUUGUGGGUAAGCUGCUUGCCCUCUGGUAGCAAAAAAUAAAACACAUACUUGCGUUUUUUUUUUUUUAUGUUUUUUUUUCAAAGAUUUUUAUAUUAUUUAUUUUAACACAUCUUGCAGUGUUGUGUGUUGCAUCCGCUGUGAGGUACAAGCACAUUUCUAAAGGGACUCCAGUGAAGAUUCUUGUUAGACUUCUGUCAGGCCAGACAACGACGUUACUGAGCAAUAAACUAACAUUUUCUGCCUAAUUUCCUUGCUUUGUAUAGAUAAUUGUAAAUACUGUACAUGCACUGGCUUCUUUUAGGUAAUGCGUCUUUAUAAACUGCUUUGUGUACCAAAUGUAUUUUCACAAUAAAACUGAUAAUUUCAAAUAACA
This is a messenger RNA of Sphaeramia orbicularis (orbiculate cardinalfish), 2192 nucleotides long. RefSeq names its product tumor necrosis factor receptor superfamily member 12A. Gene Ontology annotation, molecular function: protein binding. The record is from RefSeq and is a predicted model, not a curated record. Gene Ontology annotation, cellular component: plasma membrane. The transcript has 5 exons. Gene Ontology annotation, biological process: positive regulation of extrinsic apoptotic signaling pathway. The coding region runs from base 235 to 600 and encodes 121 amino acids. Lineage: Eukaryota; Metazoa; Chordata; Actinopteri; Kurtiformes; Apogonidae.